AUGAAGUUCAUCGCAUCCCUCACCUUUGCCGCCCUCGCAGGACUGGCUACCGCCAAGGUUAUAUUGACCAACAGCGACUACAAUGUUGUGGCCGGCGAGACCUUCACGUUGACCUGGGCUGAUGCCACGAGUGCCGUAACCAUCAACCUCAAGAAUGGUCCCGCGGGUGACUUGGAGACAGUCCAGACGCUCACAUCCAGCGGAGGCAGCCCCGCCGGAUCCUUCGCUUGGGCCGUUCCGUCGACACUUACCUCGGACACCUACAGCUUCGAAAUUAUCAGUGGUGACGAAUCCAACUAUUCGCCGCAAUUCCAGUUCUCGGGAGCGGCUGCCAGCACCUCUACGACCGAGAGCAGCUCAUCGAGUGAGACCGCUACUGCCACCGAGACCUCCACAACGACGACUGAGUCUAGCACUGCCACCUCUACAGGCAGCUCCACUCUGACCACGAGCACCACCGGCACUGCCUCGGUGUCUGCCUCGAGCUCUGCCACCAGGACUUCUUCCUCUGUGGCAAGCAGGACCUCCGCAGCUUCCACCUCCACCACCAGCAUUGUUAACACCAACGACGGCCGCGGACUCGCUGCGCCUGUGGCUCCCCUGCUCAUCGCAGCUGGUAUCGCUAUUGCCGCCCUAUAG
Messenger RNA from Pseudomassariella vexata, 639 nucleotides. RefSeq lists its product as uncharacterized. Bases 1 to 639 code for a protein of 212 amino acids. NCBI's taxonomy places the organism in Eukaryota, Fungi, Ascomycota, Sordariomycetes, Amphisphaeriales, Pseudomassariaceae. The record is from RefSeq and is a predicted model, not a curated record. The transcript has 3 exons.